UAUAGUUGGCUGUUCUCAAAGACAGGUUUAAAAAAAAGAAAAAAACUGAGUAGUAUUCAUUUCAUCUUGAAAAUUCCCUUAAAAUAUUCAUGUCUUCUUCUCCAGCUUCCAUUAUAAAUUCCUCAGUAUUCAUCCUCACAGGGUUCCCUGGCCUGGACAAGCACUAUCCUUGGUUCUCAAUUCCCUUCUCCUCAAUCUAUGCCAUGGUGUUCCUAGGAAACAGCAUGGUGCUCCAUGUAAUUCGUACUGAGCCGAGCCUACACCAGCCCAUGUUCUACUUCCUGGCCUUGCUGGCCAUCAUUGACCUGUGCAUGGGGCUGUCCACAGUGCAUACGGUGCUGGGGGUCCUGUGGGGGCUAAGCCAGGAGAUCAAUCUGGGUAUCUGCAUUGCGCAGACUUAUUUUAUCCAUGGUCUGUCUUUCACAGAGUCGGGAGUUCUACUUGCCAUGGCCUUUGAUCGCUUCACAGCAAUUUGCAAUCCUCUGAGAUAUGCAUCUAUUUUGACUAAUAGUAGAAUCAUUCAUUUCAUGAUGACCAUUUUGAUGAGAAGUUCUUUGUCUAUUCUUCCUGUCAUCAUUCGUUUAAAGUUCCUCCAUUACUGCCAUCCUCAUAUCCUCUCCCACUCUUUUUGUCUGCACCAGGAUCUACUCCGGCUGGCCUGCUCUGACAUCCGCUUCAACAGUUUUUAUGCCCUGGCUCUGGUGAUUUGUACCUUGUUGUUGGAUGCUGUCCUUAUUCUCAUCUCCUAUGUUUUCAUUCUGCACACAAUAUUGGCAAUUGCAUCCCGGGAGGAGAGGCUCAAGUCUUUGCAGACCUGUGUUUCCCACAUCUGUGCUGUACUGGUUUUCUACAUCCCCAUCAUUGGUCUCACCAUGGUACACCGCUUUGGAAAGCAUCUCUCACCUUUGGUUCAUGUUCUAAUGGGCAAUAUCUAUAUCCUCUUUCCACCCCUGAUGAAUCCAAUCAUCUACAGUGUAAAGACUCAGCAGAUUCGAAGCAGGAUGAAGAAAUGGUUUUCUCUAAAAAUGUUUUGACACUGUUGAAUCUCUGUGAAAAUACAGUGAAACUGUUAAAUUGGCAUGGGUAAGAAAGAUUUAAGGUCAAAAUAAUAGUGCUAGUUUCUAUAUGGGC
Messenger RNA from Loxodonta africana (African savanna elephant), 1131 nucleotides. RefSeq names its product olfactory receptor 51V1-like. NCBI's taxonomy places the organism in Eukaryota, Metazoa, Chordata, Mammalia, Proboscidea, Elephantidae. The coding region runs from base 90 to 1034 and encodes 314 amino acids. The transcript has a single exon. The record is from RefSeq and is a predicted model, not a curated record. Gene Ontology annotation, cellular component: plasma membrane. Gene Ontology annotation, biological process: G protein-coupled receptor signaling pathway. Gene Ontology annotation, molecular function: G protein-coupled receptor activity; olfactory receptor activity.